AUGACGGACCCAAAUGCCUUCACGUCCCCUUUCCAAGCCACCAAAUCCAUAAGGCGGGAAAUCUAUCCGGCCAUCGACCCCAAGAACCCCGACUUAAGUGCCAAAGGAAAGACCGUCCUGAUCACUGGAGCAGGCGGCGGCAUAGGCGGCGAAGUAGCACGCGCAUGGGCGAUCGCAGGUGCAAAAGGCAUCGUACUCGUUGGCCGCAACAAGUCGCUUCUCGAAGAGCCUGCCGCUGCCAUCGAUUCCAUCAGUUCCAGCACGAAAGUGCUCGGUCUAACCGCUGAUCUCACGAUCGAAUCUGAUGUUGAAAACCUAUUCAAACAGGCCUUGGAAAGCUUGGAAACCAUUGAUGUGGUAGUCCAUGCUGUCGGUAUCAUGGGGGAUGGAGCUGUCGGCGACACGGAGCCUAGUAAGUGGUUCAGGGACUUCGAGGUUAAUGUGAAGGGGUCGUACGUACUUGUUCACUACUACCUCAAGGCGGUGGGUUCGGGGACGUUCAUCAAUAUGGGAACGCUGGCUGCUGCUAUCACGUUUCCUGGUAUAAGUGCCUACUCUGGGAGUAAAUUGGCUUUGGUGAAGUUGAGCGAGUACCUUGAUGCUGAGAAACCGAACUUGCGCGUCUUCACUGUUCACCCUGGAAUCGUCGCUGAAACGAAGAGCGGUCGUGGAAGUGUCGUCGAAACUUUCAAGCCCUACGCACACGACCAAGGGAUACAGACUGGUGGUCUUUCGCUCUACCUUGCGCAACCCAAGGCGGAUUUCCUGCGUGGAUCGUUCAUCAGUGUUAAUUGGGAUGUAGAGGAAUUGGAAGCGCAUAAGGGGGAGAUCACUGAGAAGAAACUACUUAAGCUCUCUUUUCUUGGUGCUCAACUUGGUCCUGAGGGUCACCCUUGGUCCACGUGAACGGGAGAUUUUGAAAUCAAAAGUAGAUAAUGGUUUCAGUGCGUUCAGCUACCUUGUGUCGCAUUGCCUUCUUCAUUCCAGAUAGG
Molecule: messenger RNA, 992 nt
Organism: Aaosphaeria arxii CBS 175.79
Lineage: Eukaryota; Fungi; Ascomycota; Dothideomycetes; Pleosporales
Product: NAD(P)-binding protein
Exons: 4
Coding region: 1-906 (301 amino acids)
Cellular component (GO): membrane
Source: RefSeq, a predicted model, not a curated record